AUACCUCGCCUUUAUUUUGAAGACAACACUGGCAAUACUUCCGGUAUUGUGCUGGCUACGCGUGGCUAACUUGCAGCAGCUGUGGCCAGUCCAUAUUGUCCAAUCCAGCGCAGCCUGCUUCCCGAUGGUACCCGCUCAGAUGCUCUUCUCUCGGGCUUGCGGCACCUAGCGGUAGACGUAGUAACUCGCACCCUGAACAUAGCAUCCUCAGCUGUCACUUUUAUCACAUGAAAAACGCCUGGUCCUGUUUGUGUAUGCAUAUGGAGCCUACGCAUCGUUAUGCGUUCUUGACAUAAACAGGGAUACAUAUUUGAAUAUCUUGCCAAAGAGCAAUGAGUCGUUGCUGGCGAUUAUUUGUAAAAUCACAUUCAGCUGUGUUUGCUGUCUUGAACACACCCCGCUGAGUACCCCGAUAUUGUUCAAGGGGAAUAAUGGCUGCACAGGAGCCGUCUCCACCAUCUUCCCUGGAAGGCAACAAACCUGGCUUCCCAAAGAAAAUUCUGGCCAACAACCUCGAAGACAAGCAUCUGUGCAAUUCGUGCCAGAAAAUCCUGAGAAGGCCGCUGCAAGCUCAGUGUGGUCACCGCUUUUGUUCGUUCUGUUUCAACAAAAUUGUGAGCUCUGGACCACAGAAAUGCAGCGCUUGCAUCAAAGAAGACUUGUUCGAGGAACCCACCUCCAUUCUCAAGCAAGGUGGUAAUGACCAUAUGUGCUGGAGAAAUCGGAGCCAGGAGAGAAAAGCUUUUCCUGACAAUGCAGCUCGGAGAGAAGUGGAGGCCUUGGCAGCUGUCUGUCCCAACGAAGGAUGCACGUGGACAGGAACUAUCAAAGAAUUCGAGGCCAGCCACGAGGGGAACUGUGACUUCAUGAUCAUCCUGUGUCCUUCCUGUAAAGAGCUGAUGAGAGCCAACGAACAAGAGCGCCACAACGAGAGGGAGUGUCCAGAGAGGACGCUCAACUGCAAGUACUGCAAAGAACCCUUCCUGUUAAAGAACAUCAAGGCUCAUGAUGAAAUCUGUCCAAAGUACCCGAUGAUUUGUGAAGGCUGUGCAAAGAAAAAGAUUCCCAGAGAAAAGUAUGUGGACCAUAUUAAGUUCUGCAGUAAAUUUAAAGCACCAUGCAGAUUUCAUGUUGUUGGCUGCGAUACGUCUGUGGAGAAAGAGAAGAUCCAUGACCAUGAGCGACAGUGUUCAUUUGAACACCUCAACCUUCUUCUGCAUUUCAUCAUGGGCAUCAAGGUGAGCCUGGAGAGCCUGCAGCCCCAGAGCCUGGAGGUGGCCAGCCACAAGUUACAGGAGCUCCACCAGUCCCUCAGGGAUCUGGAGCUGAAGAUGAGCCAGGUGGGUGGGGGUGGUGCAGCUCCCGUGCAGGGUGCAUGUGCUCCGACCCUGGCCACCUCCUUCACUCCGCUGCCGAGCGCUAUCGGUGCCGCCCUGGAGCUGCAACUCCAGAGUGAAAAGACCAAGGUGGCUGAACUGAGCCGGCGCUGCCAGGAGCUGGAGCUCAAAGUGAGCACAUUCGAGAACAUUGUGUGCGUCCUCAACAGAGAGAUGGAGCGCUCCUGCACCACCAUGGAGGCCUACAACCGUCAACACCGACUGGACCAAGACAAGAUUGAGAUCCUUAACAACAAGGUUCGUCAGCUCGAGAGGACGGUGAGUCUGAGGGACCUGUCCAUCGUGGAGAUGGAUGGGAAAAUGAGGGAGAUGUCUGCAGCCACGUACGAUGGCAUCUUUGUCUGGAAGAUCUCAGACUUCACCAAGAAGAGGCAGGAUGCUGUGGCUGGCCGUGCUCCUGCUAUGUUCUCUCCUGCCUUCUAUACUAGUAAAUACGGCUACAAGAUGUGCCUAAGGAUCUACCUGAAUGGUGACGGAACGGGUCGUGGCACCCACUUGUCUCUGUUUUUUGUGGUGAUGAGAGGACACAGCGACGCACUCCUCAAGUGGCCUUUCAAUCAGAAGGUCACCCUAAUGCUGCUCGACCAGAACAACAGGGAGCACAUUAUCGAUGCCUUCCGGCCGGACAUCUCCUCCUCGUCCUUUCAGAGGCCUGUCAGCGAUAUGAACAUCGCCAGCGGCUGCCCGCUCUUCUGUCCACUCUCCAAGCUGGACUCUAAAAACUCCUACAUACGCGACGACACCAUCUUCAUCAAGGCCAUUGUAGACCUCACUGGGCUCUAGGCAAACGAUGAGGGCAUAAAUCCAACCUUGCCUUUUGUUGCUACUAAGCUGUUUGAAUCAUCAGGCUUUUGUAUCACCACUAACUGGCAUUUCUCGUUGGGGUCUGUCUAGUUCUUUUGGUUUUGGUACGGAUUGUUGGCAGCAAUAUGCAAGACCAGAGCAGGAAACACAUUUUUAUUUAUUUUAUUUUUUUGUCCACAGCGGCUGGUGGUUUUCAAGACAUCUUUAGCCACUGUAACUAUUUUACCAAUCAAACUGAGUUUGUAUUUGACAAAAACACACUGAUUACCUACCAAAGUGACCGGAGGAGUGAAACACAUUAUAUGUGCCAGUAUUUGGCUGGUGACCGGUGUUAAUUUUCCACCCUGCAGAAGACCCUCAAACAGCAUUUGAACUGACAGACGCAUUCCAAGACAGAGGUAGAAUAUUACGCUUGUGAAAUAAGUAGACAACUAAGAUGACAACGUCUGUAAUCUCCAGUGAUCAUCCUAUGGCUUCUUGUACCGUAGAUGAGGCUCAUCAUGUUCAGUUUUACACCCAAAAAUUGAUUUUUUGGAUUUUUAUUUUUUAUUUCAUUUCCAUUCACCUUCAAACAUUGUUUCCUGCUGCAGUGUAAAUAAAGUCCUCAAAUCAGUUACUGCUGCUUAUCACGUCUCAAAACACAAUUUCAAGAUUUUUUUUUUAAGAAUGAAAAACUGAAAAUAAUGAGCCUUAGACCAGUGACAGCGUAGCUAUGUAGAUUAAACAGCCUCCAAACGCAGCGAUAGAUCGAGCAGGUAUAGAUGCUUGUGCUCACUGCGUGUACUGCUUAACAUUUGGUUAACUAAUACUUCGUUUUUUUUUUUUUUUUGCACUUACAAAAGUGGAGUUCCAAUAACAGUGUGACCCAUGUAGCCUUCAGAGUAUCGCUUAGCUUUGCACACGGUUUGUAGUGCAGUUGGACUUUUCAACUCGUUUACUGUUUCUUAAACAUCUAUGCCUCCGACUCUCAAGUUCUGUGUUCAAUGGUAAUCAUUUGUGGUGGUGGACAUUGCUUGAAUUCCAUGAAUUCUGAGUGCAGUAUCUCAGUUGUGAAUGUUGUCACGUGUGCGUACUGUUCAUUUCUUUGCCGUUAGUUGCGUGUGUUAGUUUGCAUGUUGGAUCUGUGGAAGAUGCACCGUAUAGCUUGCAACAGUUUCUGGGCUGUUUGUCCUGGAAACCGAUGGAAGUCAAGCUGAUUUUCCCAAAUGGAAAUAUGACAUAUUUUAGUAAAAAAAACAACAACGUGUAUUUGCAUACAAGUUCUGAUAGAUACAAUAAAUAUCUUUUGAUAUUCAACUUUUGGCUUUUAUUCAAUAUUUGUUGCAUAUUACAAUUUUGUUGACCAUUCUACCAACGAUGUGUUUAUUCUAUUUUUGCAGUUUAUAAUAUUUAAUGACACUCAUAUGUACAAAUAUUGAAAUAGCCAAAUUAGAACAUUAAAUAUAUAUGUCCAAUGAUUUUGUACAUAUUUAUCUACAUGAGAGGUAUAUCAAAAAUAUGUCUGCUGGAGUGUCUUCACAAAGUAUUCAUUUCAAACUUAAUGUUUCAUAAUGGCCAGAUUUAAAUAUUUGUCUGUCCCUUUAGUAAGAGUGCAGGCUAUAUGAAUGAGAAUGUGGGAGGGGUGGUUGAUGAUUUUGGUUCCUGAGUCAUUCAGUGUACACAGUGGCGCCUCUGCUGGUCACUUGACACAUUCCCAGAGAUGCUCAGACUGAUUUGUAUCUGGCCAUUGAACACCAUAGAGAUCUGCUAUUUUGCUAUCCUGCAGUCCGUAUGUAGGUGUUGGGUGGAGAUUGAAUGGGCUGUCACAAAGAGCCUGCAACAUCAAUUAUUACAGCCAGUUUUUGCCACGAGUGACUUUUGUUUACAGUUCCCAAUUCCUCAGGGAUCAUGUUGUUGUUAUUGUUCUUGUGACAUGCAGUUAUAUCUAUGAGGCUGAUGAUUACUGCAUGAACCAUGGAUGUGUUUCUAUAACCACAACAACUCAUUUUAUUUAGAGACCUAUGAAAAGACAGUAGGAGGUUUAUCCAUCACUCGGAGUAAGUUACUUCAUCGCCAUGCUGCAUUUUAGCUUUCAUAUUUCCAGUGCAUAAUAAUUGUCUGCUUUGUGCAGAUAUUCUAACUUCACUUACAAAAAGGCAGAAAACUCUGUGGUUCGUGAACACUUUGUGAAGACACUGAGCGAUAUUUCCAUAUGGGUGUAGCCUUUGGCCGUGCUUAGACACACAGACAUGUGCAGGCUGGAACUGGGAUGUGAAGGCCUCAGGAUGGAAGCAGAGCUGAGGUAUUAAAAGAGGAAACGGUUGAUGUUAUUGUAAUAUUUUUGGCUUCCCUUGCAGCUUUGAACUGACCUACUUUUUACAGAAAAAGUGCCUGUACCUUUUUUUCUUUUUUUUUUUUUUUUAUGUUUCUCAAGCCCACUGAGUUGUGGAUGUGCUUUCCAGUGAGUUUAAAACCUACCAAAAUGUGAAACCUUUGAUUUUGUGCAGUGAAUUUUUAAUUUGUAUCAUUUUUCUUUAUUGUUGUCUCUUAUGAAGCCCUGUUUUACUGGACCCUCUGAUGUGAUGAAAACUAAAUGACUAAGAAUGUUUUCCUUUGCAUACAUAAAACUAGUGAAUGUUCCAGCAUUUAUUUCCUUUUAAUCAUACAUUCAGUUAGGUCAGAAUGAUCAUUAAAUUGCAGCUUUGAGCAACUUCAUCCAAACAUAUCCGGCAUGUUUUUAAACCUCUCAGCAAAUACUGAAACCUCUCUGUGCAUGAGAUGCUUCAGUACUCUUUAGUUAAUGCAUAAUUAUCAAACACUGGUUCAUGUCAUAGACCAGCAUUUUAUUUUUUUUUAAUUUAUUUUAUGAUCAAUAUAUACAUGAGCGCGUGGUGCAGACUUUGAUGUGCUUGAGUUUGAUGAGGUGUGUGCUGCUGUGAGGAAGUUAAACAUAUCUAAAUAAUAUAUAUAGACUGUAUCUAUUGAAGAAAAGAACAAAAGUUAUACUGUAUGUUGAGACCGUUUAAAAGCAUGUUUUGAUUUGUUUGGCUAAUUGUGAAAAGAUGUGUUUUUUUAUUUUAUUUUAUUUUUUUAGCAGAACUUGUUUCCUCGUUACAGAAACAUGUUCUCUUUUUUUCCCCUCUCUUUAGAAUAUGUUGUUAUUGUUGCACAUUAUGUAGAAUACAUUUUUGCAUGUAUGACUGUGGCCUCAAAUAAAUUAGCUGCUGCAUUUGUUCGGCCCUAUGUGCUGAUUGGUGUUGGUAGACGCAGCCUAGCAGCCCUGUGUGGAUGUUUAUCUCUGAUCUUUCUUGUAAAAAAUGUGUUACCUGAUGCUGGCUGGGACUUCAGAAUUAUUCAUAGGUGUUUGAACUUAACAAAAGGGCUUCACAUUUCAUUUCCAUCUGUUAAAUGUCACAUAAAGGCAUACAUACACAUUUGUCUAUUUUUCCCACCGGCUGUAGCUCGAUCUGUUGAAUGGAUCUGACAGAACCUUCUCUAGACUCCAGCUGGGGAAUGAUAUCAUAUUUUAGCCGGUUGAUGUUAUGCUGUAUCAGCGAUAUUGAUUUGUAGGAAAUGCCACACUGCCUCACUGUUAUUGCAACAGAAUAAACAAUAUGUCAAUGUGAUGUAUGUAUUUCAAAUAACACUUCAGAACUGUCAAACUGAAACAGGUCAGUUGAUGUUUAUUAACAUAUCUAUUUCUCUGUUUAUGGAUCUCUCUAAAGCCCGUGUUGAGAUUAAGAUGAAGAGCUUUCAUCUGUAGCAAUGACAUCAAACUGCAAUCUACUUGUUGUUUUCUCUGCUACAUUGUGUGGAUAGUGACUUGUGUGUUAGUAAACUCUUU
Molecule: messenger RNA, 6024 nt
Organism: Larimichthys crocea (large yellow croaker)
Lineage: Eukaryota; Metazoa; Chordata; Actinopteri; Sciaenidae
Product: TNF receptor-associated factor 2
Exons: 11
Coding region: 432-2180 (582 amino acids)
Biological process (GO): positive regulation of canonical NF-kappaB signal transduction; tumor necrosis factor-mediated signaling pathway; regulation of apoptotic process
Cellular component (GO): plasma membrane signaling receptor complex; cytoplasmic side of plasma membrane; cytosol
Molecular function (GO): zinc ion binding; tumor necrosis factor receptor binding; ubiquitin-protein transferase activity
Source: RefSeq, a predicted model, not a curated record